GCGGCGGGGGGGAAGCACUCAUUCGCUUUAUGUUAAAAACAUUAGAUUUGAAGCUGAGAGCCGAGUUUAACAGCUCGCCACCGCCCGCUUUACGCUCUGCGUUGUAUUGUUUUCUGUGUAUGCAGCGGUUUAACCGUGGGAAGUGGCCGAAUGAGAGACUCAACGGUCGCAAACAGCCCGGGGUCCCAUCAGAAGUCUCCUUCCCACCAUAAAGACAAGUCUCCGGUGUCCCUGUCCAAACUCUCCCCCAAAGAUGGGCAGAGUGACACGGCCAGACUCGCAAACAAGUUUGAGGAGGGGCAGGAUGUUUUAGCUCGAUGGUCAGAUGGCCUGUUUUACCUGGGGACAAUCGAGAAGAUAAACAAACAAAAGCAUAACUGUUUAGUGGUUUUUGAAGAUCAGUCCAAAUCGUGGGUUCUUUGGAAGGACAUUCAGACAGGAGACAGUGGAGAGGAGAUGCUUUGCACCAUUUGUCAGAAUGAAAGCUCAGAGCCGCCCAACGAAAUGGUCAUCUGCGACAAGUGUGGACAAGGAUACCAUCAACUCUGCCACACCCCCAUCAUCGACUCCAGCGUCAUCGCUUCUGAUGAUAAAUGGCUCUGCAGACAGUGUGUUUUUGCCACAACAACGAAGAGGGGCGGUGCACGCAAGAAGGGGCCGAACGCUAAAGCCCUGCAGGAGAUGAAGCAGUCUCUGCCGUACACCCUGGAUGAGCUGGAGUGGGAUCAGGGCCACAAAACCAACACCCAGCAGUGCUACUGCUACUGCGGAGGGCCUGGAGACUGGUAUUUGAAGAUGCUGCAGUGCAACAGGUGUAAGCAGUGGUUUCACGAGGCUUGCAUCCAGUGCUUUGAAAGGCCUAUGCUGAAUGGAGACAGGUUCUAUCUUUUUGUUUGUUCAGUUUGCAGUAGUGGACCAGAGUACCUCAAACGACUGCCUCUCAAAUGGGUAGAUGUUGCACACCUGAGCCUCUACAAUCUGAGUGUUAUUCAUAAAAAGAAAUACUUUGAUUCAGAACUGGAGCUCAUAUCUUAUAUCAACGAGAACUGGGAUGGGCUACAGCUUGGAGAGCUUGCGGACACCCCCAAAUCAGAGCGAUAUGAUAGAAUCCUGGAAGCACUUAAUAACAACCCUGCGAUGUUCAUUUCUGGGAAAGAGAUAAAGAAGAAGAAGCACCUCUUUGGAUUACGGAUCCGCUUCCCUCCAUCCCCCCACAGCUCAGAGACCCCCUCAGACAAGGAGCAAGAAACGGCCUCUCAGGAGAUUAAGAUCAAAGGCAGGAAGUCCAACAAGCCCUCACACUCGUCCAGCACGGUCACCAAUGGAGUCAUGAAGAAAGGAAAGAGGAAACACAACUCGCACUCCUUGGAGACGCUGGCCAAACUAAGACGAUCAGAUGGACUUCUGGCUCAGAAAGAUGUGAAGUUGCCCUCACUAGACAGCAACUCGCUGGAUGUGAUGACUGCUAAAAGCAUCAAAAGUGAAAAGUCUGUGCCGUCAUCAAGUACCUCAGAUGUCGAAUCCGUUGGUGCCACCACUAUGAGUGAAACUACCUCAACAAGCAUAUCCAGCCUGAGCAGCCCCAGCCAGACUCACUCGGACCGCCUGUGGCCUGUCGCUCAGCCUCCAGUGAAGAGGCGUCGUGGCCGGCCUCGGAGAGCGCUUCAACCCCCAAACCCUGAAAUCCCACCCCGCCCUGAGCCCCUCAGCCCCAGCGUCCCAGAGCCGGCCUUCUCACGGCUCCACCCCACAGACUUUCUGCAGAGCCUGGACCCCAAUGCCCAGCUCAGCCACCUCAAGAGCUCCAUCAGUAGCUACUUCGGGGCCGCCGGCCGCAUGGCCUGUGGGGAAAAGUACCGGGUCCUGGCCCGUAGAGUGACCGAAGAUGGUAAAGUGCAGUACCUGGUGGAGUGGGAGGGGGUCACUGCUUCAUGAGUGCAGUCUCAGGUCCCAAAUCAAGCCCACAUACUUUGGACCAGCGCUAGUGCUGUCCACUUUGGUUCCAAAAUUUCAGUAUGCUACUAGUGCUGAGGUAAGAACAGUUUUGGUUGGUGGAAUGUGUGUAAGUGGUCACUGGAGAGUGAUUUUGAUGGCUUCAGGACCACAGAAAAGUGGGGGAGAGAGAGAGGGAUUGGACUGUAGAACAUGCCUCUGUGCCAUUACAUAAGGACUGCCUUGUAGAUUGUAGAUGUCAAUGGGGCUACACAUCAGAAGUGGGGCUAUAUAGUAGGAGAGGCUGGAAACAGCUGGAAAUUCUGGUUAACAGUUGACCUAUCCAUGCUCUGCCCACUGAUCUAAAAUUUUUGUUAGGUUGGACAUGCUUUACGAGAAUCCCAUUACACCCAAUGACAAAACUGUGCCGGUCUUUGUUUACAACCCAACCGAGCUUCGCUGUGCUGUGGUAGCUGUCAAAACCAGGCAUGUUGGAAAUGACAACCACGAAUGAACCGCCACGCUAACGUUAACUCGAUAAAAAUCAGCUACGCCUGGGCUAUCCUAACGUGACCUUUUUACAUGAUCUACAUAUAGUUAUAGAUGCUAUCAGCCCCAACUGUAGGGCAUAAUGGUUCCUGCAGUCGUAUUGUGCUGGUUACGGUUUCCUUUUUCCGUUUGACAUGCUGCUGAAUCAGGACCAGGGAACACCUGAGAAAAACUACGCAGGACAGCAGCUUGACCGUUUGGCCAUUGGUUAGCUGGAGCUGAGAUUUGAGGAUAUCUAAUUGCGAUCUUUGUCUAUCCAAUAUUGUGAUUGCACUUUAAAUGCAAUUCACAUUAUAAACCUUUUUUGAUUUGUUUUCUUUUUCUUUUUUUCUUUUUUUACUGCUUUUUAAAGGUUUUACAACACAGAUACAAAAUAAAACAUUUGAAGACAAAAGUGCUAAAGCAACAACUCCAAAAUACGGCCUUAUAAUCAUGAAUCAAUAUGCAACUAAAAUAACAUGAAAGGAAAAAUAAAGAAAUAAAUCAAAACAUUAAAUGCCAAACUAAACGGGCUGUAAGAAGCUUUACAGACCGGCUGGAACUAAACAACAUUAAUACUGAUCUGGAG
Molecule: messenger RNA, 3049 nt
Organism: Pygocentrus nattereri (red-bellied piranha)
Lineage: Eukaryota; Metazoa; Chordata; Actinopteri; Characiformes; Serrasalmidae
Gene: mtf2
Product: metal response element binding transcription factor 2
Exons: 15
Coding region: 151-1935 (594 amino acids)
Biological process (GO): regulation of DNA-templated transcription; chromatin organization
Cellular component (GO): nucleus
Molecular function (GO): chromatin binding; DNA binding
Source: RefSeq, a predicted model, not a curated record